AUGGCGCGGCCAGCAGAGCGGCAUCUGGUGCUGGCGUUCGUUCUUCUCCUCGUCUAUGCUACCCACACCCUCGCCCAACCCGACCCUCCAGCUAAGGAGGGCUGGAAGUUCGAUGACAACUCGCGCUCCAGCUGGGACAUCCUCUGGACAUGUGUUUCAACGAUCUUCGCCUGUACAUGGACAACACUGCAUAUGCCGCUGCCUAAACGCGAUGAAACCGACGUUGUUCAUAUGUGUAGCAAGCUGAUGGCGUGGAUUUAUGCCAUCCUCGCCCCAGAGCUAUUUGCCGUGCUGGCUGCCGAGGACCUAUGGCAGGCACGGUCGGUGGCGGCGCGCUGCAAUGCUGCCUUUCUCGCCGUUGAGAGCGAGAAUGCCGACGCCAGUUCGUCGUGGUCUGAGACGCCCGCUGCACAGACUGCUACAAACCCGGCCAACCGGUGGAGAGCGACCACAGAUGAAUGGACGUUUCCCGUUCAGCCCGGCAAUGUGGUUCCUUUGAUCCAGGCCGGCGUGGUCAAGCCCUCGCAUUUGCGAGCGCGCGAUAUCGAAGAUCGAGCCAAGGCAGACUCCUUUGCCAAGGCGUUUACGAUCUUGCAAAGUAGCUGGAUUGCAUGCAAUGUCAUUGCGCGAAAAGCAUACGGCCUCCCCAUCUCGGCUCUGGAGAUCUCGACGGUGGCGUAUGUGGUAUGCGCUGCCAUCACCUACGCGGUGUUGUGGCACAAGCCCAAGGACAUGGUCACACCCAUCGUAAUCCCGUUUCCGUAUAAGCGCAACGAUGAAAACAUGCCAGGCCAAAUCAUGGAGGCCUUGGAUGAGAGCUAUGGACGUUGGAUGCACAUCUCGGAUACAACCACCGACCAAACAACACCGAUGUCGGACUUUUUACUCUUGCCGCUCAUGAUAUUGAUCUUUCCAGUUGUCAUGACGCAGGCCUUCUUUCGAUCCAAUAUGCUGAAACGCACUAUAAGAAAGUUUCGAAAUCGCAGAGCACGCCACCUGAGCCCGUCGGAGAACACCCCGCCCAUGAGCGAAGGCCAAACCCGCGAUAAAGAAGCGCCUCGCGAUGAAGAAGCAGUUCAAGAGGGCGAGGGCCCAUCUAAUGAGCCCCGGUCCAGCAUCGAGGAGACCGAGAAAAAGUCCGAAGGCGAUCAGGAGUUACUUACGGUUCGUGUGCAAGUCCAGCAGAAUCAGAUGUUGAUUGUCACCGCGGUAGCCUUUUGCGGGAUUCAUGUUGCUGCAUGGAAUUCCUCAUUCCCAACCAAGGCCGAGCAGAUAGCCUGGCGGGUGUUCUCCCUCGUUGCAUUAGGCAUGGCCGUCCUGUACUAUCUUGCCUCGUGGUGGCAGGACAUCGAGCUUUGGCGCAAAUGGGGCCCUGAUGGAAGGCAUCAGAAUGGUAUUACUCAGCCAUGGACGUUGUGGGAUGUGGCUUGGAUUUCCACCGUGGGUAUUUUCUAUUCGAUUGCUCGUUGGGGCAAUCUCAUUUUGAUGUUUGUGGCCCUGAGGGCGCUGCCUCCUGGCUCGUAUACGACAAUCAACUGGAUGUCUACUAUCCCGCAUAUAUAG
Penicillium alfredii is the source of this 1563-nucleotide messenger RNA. RefSeq lists its product as uncharacterized. The transcript has 3 exons. The record is from RefSeq and is a predicted model, not a curated record. The coding region runs from base 1 to 1563 and encodes 520 amino acids. Lineage: Eukaryota; Fungi; Ascomycota; Eurotiomycetes; Eurotiales; Aspergillaceae.